This is a messenger RNA of Venturia canescens, 525 nucleotides long. Its product is annotated as carbonic anhydrase 6-like. The record is from RefSeq and is a predicted model, not a curated record. The transcript is spliced from 4 exons. Lineage: Eukaryota; Metazoa; Arthropoda; Insecta; Hymenoptera; Ichneumonidae. Bases 1 to 525 code for a protein of 174 amino acids.
AUGAUGUUGCAAAAAUUAAAUAAAUCAAAUACAAAACCUCGCACCAUAGUCUCAACGUCGUCGUCUGGAUUGCCAGAAUGGAAACAGUCACCUGUGGAUUUAAACAAAAUUUACACGUGGUCGAAAACAUUCCCACCUUUGAGACUCAACGGUCAUUGGCACAAGGGUGGCUUGGCGACGAUGACCAACACUGGUCACACCGGUAAACCCAUGAUGAUGAUAUUCGCUGAAGACGCUAAAGAUUUAUAUAAUUUUCGAUUGCAGUACUCCAUGGAGGCUCAAGCAAUCCACUGGAACACCCGGUACGAAUCGAUCGAACAAUGUUACGAAAAAUCCGAUGGAAUAGCUGUACUAUCAUACCUCCUCCAAUUUUUCACGCAUUCUAUUAUUUUAAUACGAAAGGUUGUAGGCUGUCCAGACACACCAGACAAUCCCAAUCUCUCUGACAUAACUAACAGUCUACCAAAAAUCAGAAACCCUGGAACUUCGACAUCAAUACCUUCCGGUAAUUACCCAGCAACGUAA